Eupeodes corollae is the source of this 3215-nucleotide messenger RNA. Its product is annotated as WAS/WASL-interacting protein family member 1. The coding region runs from base 851 to 2680 and encodes 609 amino acids. The transcript is spliced from 7 exons. Lineage: Eukaryota; Metazoa; Arthropoda; Insecta; Diptera; Syrphidae. The record is from RefSeq and is a predicted model, not a curated record.
CAAAUCACAAAUGGCCGCCAUUUGUCCAAAGAAAUACUAAGUCGUCUGCAAAUUUGUAUUUCCAAAGUUAAAUUUGAGCUAUAAAUUCAACCCAAAAAAUAAAAUUUAUACAAUAAUAUUGUAAAGCAUUUAAUUCCACACAAGUACGUAUAAUUUAUUUGUGUUUUUCUGUUCGCGAAAUGUGUUUAAUUUCCAUUUAAAAAAAAGGAACAACGAUACGGCGUUGAAGUUGAAUGAAUUGAAUGUGCUUCUUGAAUUUUUCUCGGUCGUUCUCGCCCGCAGAAAGUGGUGAUUUUUUUAAUUUAAAUUAAAAAAAUGAAUUCCUUUUGUGAACUCAGCGUCAGCAUUCAACAAAAAUCAAAAACAAAAACAUUUAUUAUUCCCAAAAUAAAGAACAAAGAAACCAAACAGUGAAUUUACUAAAAUAACCUAAUUAAUUAUCUUCUUUUUCUUGCAACAAAUUUUGGCGUAUUUUCUUUUAAUUUAUUUAAAAUUUAUUAAAAGUAAAAAGAAAUAAAUGAUUUAUAAAAAAACUAACGAACUAAAAUAUAUUACAGCUAACCCUGGAUCCUCGUCGUCGUUUUACUGUAAAUCCCUUGUCAAGAAUCGCGUGGACUGAAAAAUAACAAUCGCAACCGCGCGUCGUUGUCGUCCGAGUCCGAGACAAAAGUGGAGCCAUAAACUCUUGAACGAACAAUUGGCAACCACAAGAUUACAGUUCGGAGGCAAGUUUUUGUCUCCUCGACUUAAAUAAUCGUUUGUCGCGGCGGCCUUUAUUAUUAGUACAUCGAACGCCGCUGAAGAAAAACUCCCCCUUGACUCGUGUCUCACCUCGCGGAGGAGGGAGGAAAUGUCGAUGUCUAGGCGACGGGAAAUAAAUCCUAAAUUACGGAUGGAUAGGCAACCCGCUAUUGCCAGAAUAACAGAUCCAAGUUUGCCAGCUGGAAAGCGUCGUGAAAUCGAUAACGUGAUGAAGAAGGCACGAGCCAACACCAACGACUACUGGGACAAGAAGCUGCUGGAAGUGGAGGAGAAGGAUCCGAAUCGCUGGCGACACACUGGGUACAAGAAAAUGUACAUUCAAGGCGAGAGCAGUUCGGGAGAAAGUGAUCGCGAAGGAAACUUCCGUUAUAACGCCGGCGGUGCUGGCCCAAGCGGAGGCGGGGGUGGAGGAGGUGGUGGUGUUGGAGGAGGUCCGUCGGCCCUAAACGGUCGUAUAGGUGGCCCUGGAAUGUACCACCGUCCAUCGCGUUCGCCACGUAGUCGAAGUCGGUCGCGCUUGCGUAAAUCACCACCACUGUCACCCCAAAUGCGUCGUCGGUCACCAGUUGAGCAUGGUCGUCGUAUGUCACCGCCGCCGCAAAUGGAUCGUCGCCCGAGGUCUCCUGAACCGGGAAGGAGAAUCAUGCCGCCGCGUUCACCUCAGGAUAUGGGUGGCCGCAGACCCGGUCCGCGUCCUCGGUCGCCACCUGAGCCGCUGAAUAACGCACGUCGUGUAAAGUCUCCGCCGCGUUCGCCUAUGGGUCGUCGUCGUUCACCUGGGGGAAUGCCUCCGGCAAGGCGUCAUUCCCCAGCGGCUGGCAGUUCGAUGCCGCCCAACAAACGGGGUCAGAUAUUGCCGCGCUCAAAGAGGCCUCCGUCGCCUCCGCCGAGGAAUUCGUGUCGUUCGCGGUCAAAUAGCUCGGUAAGCAGUUGCUCGGACGAUUCCUGCUCGGUUUGCUCGCCCAAACAUCAUCGUCAAUAUUCAAGAUCAACAUCCUUGUCGCGUCCGCGUCCUGCAGGUGGCCCUCGAUCGCCUCCUCCUAAGAGAGGACCACCAGGUCCACCUAUUUCGCGUCCUCCAAUGCAAUACAGAGGCGUGCCUCCAAACACAAUGCCCUCUUCGUCUCGUGUACGCCCGUCGACUCCUCCUCAGGUCCGCGGAGAAAAAUACAGAGAAGAAAAACUUCGUCGCAUAAGUAGAGAACGUAGUCGUGAUAUGAUAAUUGAAAGGCCACCCCCGGAAAGCUCUCUACAAAUGGCUCGUGCACCACGUCAUUCGCCGCCGGAAGAUCCACGUUUGAAAAAUAGGCCACCAGAGCCCAUGGAACAAGUUGUUCCAAAGAAAAAAAAGAAGGAAUCUAACGAUAAGUUGGUACGUACUCGCAUAAAGAUUGAAGGUGAAAAACGCAAAAAACACGGCUCAUCAUCUGAAUCCGAUGACUCUGGAUCGGAUAGUGAGAGUUCAUUGCCAACAUUUACGGCAACAACACGACUAACAUUGUCGGAGAGAUUCGGUAAAAUGGCUCAAUGGAGUAUUGAUCGUAGCAAUAUGGAAAAUAUGCGAAUUACGAAAGAUUCAACUGGUGGAGCGCUGAAGGUUAUGAUCGAAGAAGGACUGGAGUCUCCGCCGCGUCGGUAUUCGUAUUCUCCAGCUCCGGCUGGCCAUUUUCCCGAGGAAUUGGCCACAACCGCGCCGUCGGGCAUGUUGUCGUGGGAUGAUGUACGCGUUCGCUACGAAUAUUACAAGAAUCGUGGAUAUUUACGUGAUUUAGAUUUAAAGGACUAUAUAAAAUGGGAAGAGUGGUGGUACAAGUACCAAGAAUGGUUGAAACAAGAACGUUAUUAUGAAUUCUGGGAAAGGCAACAAAUGCAUAGGCGUCGUCGCAAGAAAAUUCCCAUUGCCCAACGAUUGAACUGAAUAAACUAACUUUGGAGGAAACUACAAAUAUCGGAACAAAAAACAAAACUCAAUUUAAAUUUCGGAAUUUAAGUUAUUUGCAAUGAUGGAUGGUUCAAAUGUCCUGCGUAAAAUUCAACCAAAAAUACUUUAUUUUAUUUUUAUAGGUUACGUAGUAAACAGCUAAGCUCUUUUUGUUGUGAAUUUUACGCAGCAGAACCGCGAUAUCAUUUAUAAAAAUAGAAAAGAAAAUUAAGAAAUUAUUGUAAUGGACAUUUUCUUAGUAUAUUAAUAAGUAAGAAUAAUAAUUAUAAAUAAUUUAGUAAUUAGAUUGCAUCUGAAUAGAAGAAAUACUAAAUGUGCAUUAGUACUGCAAUCAAUCAAAACCGAAAACAUAAGGAAAUAUUAAAUGUAUAUGUUUUAAAUGUAUGCAUUUUGUUGGGAUAUAAGAACUAACUGAAACCAUAAUGUAACAUUUCAUCCAUCUAAAGAAACAAACAAAGAAUGUUGACAUAUAGAAUAUUAUAAUUUUCCCCAUUAAAUAAUAUAAUAAAAU